Plasmodium malariae is the source of this 6051-nucleotide messenger RNA. Its product is annotated as conserved Plasmodium protein, unknown function. The transcript is spliced from 2 exons. Bases 1 to 6051 code for a protein of 2016 amino acids. Lineage: Eukaryota; Apicomplexa; Aconoidasida; Haemosporida; Plasmodiidae. The record is from RefSeq and is a predicted model, not a curated record.
AUGAGCAAUCUAGAGAGAAUAAAACAGAGACUAGAAGAGUCACUAGAAAAACAUAAAAACAGACUGAUGAAAACGAGAGAGACAAAGAAAAUAAAAAAUUUAUUUCUGAACCAUAAGACUUCUAAGGAGAACACCAAUAAUAAGGGGGAAAACAGCAGGUCAGUUGCUGCGGUUACUGUGGCUACUGCGGUUAAUGCGGCUACUGCGGUUAAUGCGGCUACUGCGGCUACUGCGGCUACUGCGGUUACUGCGGCUACUGCAGUUGUUGCAGGUAAUAAAAAUGGCAAAAAUGUUGAAUGUGCUAAAAAUUCUGAACACGUUAAUAAUUCUGAACGCAUUAAUAUUCUUGGCGAUGUCGAAUGUACCGAUGCCGCUGAGAAGCGUCCCAGUGCGACUAAACGCAGGUCCACAAAUGGGAGUAGAUCUAACUUGCAAAAUAAAUUAAUAGAAAGUGUAGUAAAUACAAAGCUUCUUCUCAUAAAUAAGAAGAAAGAAAUUAUGCAUGUUGAUGAUAUACCGUGUCAUAGUAUGAAAACGAAUCGUAUAUUGGGUACGUUAAAAGGUGUAACUUGUAAAAGUAGUAGAUGCAUAUCUAGGGGUAAACAAGAAGCAAGGGAUAAACUUAGAAAUGGGAGCAUUCAAAGGAAUGAAGCUAAAAGUGAAGCAAUACUAGUGAAUAAUGAGUUAGAGAGUAAUAUUAAGAAAGAGGACUAUAAUAAACGGGAAAAAACUACUAGUAGUGAUGAUAUAGUUUCUAUAAAAAUGUCAAAUAAUAAUGACGAUUUUCAAAAUGUAUCUAAAGAAGUACGGGAUAACUUAAAUGAUUUAUUUCGAAAUUUUGUAAACUGCAAAAUUAAUAAUCUGUAUGUUAUAAAUGGUGAUAGGAGCAAAUUACCCAUGCAUAAUUUUGCCAGUGAGGAAAAGGAGUUGGAGGCUAUUCAGAAUGAAAGUGUUGACAAGAAGUUGGGUAAGACGGACAUAGUGAACGAAGUAGACCAAGUAGAUAAAAUAGACAAUACUGAAUAUAUUAACUGUGCAGAGGGACACAGUAAAGAGGAGGUAACCACGUUUGAUUGGGAUAGAAAUUACCAAAUGGGGGAAGAAAUAACCUUGUUUGAUAGGGCUAAGAAACGUGAAAUGUGUGUGGGGGGAAAUAGUCCCUAUGAUAUUGCUAAUUUUAAUAGAGGGGGAAAAAAAAGAAUAAAUGAAGAAGAAAUUUUAAAAAAGGAUAAAAUGAAUUACUUAAAAAAUGUAAGCAUAUACUCUAUAGGUAGAGGUGCUUACAACAGCAAUUUUAUAAAAUUAAUGGAAAUAGAAAAAAAUAUGAAAAAAAAGAUAAAGCAGUUUGAAGAAGAAAAAAAAAGGGGGGAAAAGAAUCAAAUGGGGAGGAAAAAGAUAAAAGAGAUUGAAGCGGAGGGAAAAAAAGAACGACUUGCUGAUUCUAUUACUCGUACUGCUACGCAUACAACUACUCACGCAAAGAGAUCAUCCUAUUUGUCAAUAUCGUCUAAAGAUGAAACUGUUCAAAGCUAUUCUGAAAAAAACAAUGAUUUUGGAACCUUUAUCAAAUCGUCAAAAGACUCAGUGACAGUCAACUUAUCAUCAUCCUCCUUUGUAACUGUUACUAAUACAGAAAGCGAAAAUUCAUGCACAGAUGAUAGUGUAGAACUGUUUACUACUCAAAGGAAAAUUUACCUAUGCAACUACUACAAAAAGAUGAAGAGGAAAAAGAAAAGGACGAUAAAGAAAAAUAUUCUAGAAAACUGUAGUGCCUGUAGUUACUCUGAAGGGGGCCAUUCUUAUGAAAACCAUAAAAAAGGGGUUAUUUCUGGUGAAGAAGCAGAUGUGGAGAUAGACCAUGAAGAGCCAGACGAAGUGGAAGUGGCAUGCUUAGAUGUAGAUGCAGUGAAAGUGGAACAUACGGACGAAGAAACAGAGUUAGAUGGUGUAAGUGCUCAUUCGAAGGAUCACAACAGUUUAAGGGGAAAAUGUCGUCCUAUGGAAAAAAAUCGUUCUCCUAUUCUAUGGUAUAUGAGAAAGAGAGAUGAAUUGGAAAAGAGUUAUAAGUUUGAUAAGCCCAGGAAUUCGGAUAAACGCCAUAUGCGUUAUGGAAGAAACAAACAAUUUUAUAGCCAUCCAAAUGUGGAAAAGCUUGACCACGAUGAAGACACAUAUGAAGAUACGUAUGAAGAUACACAUGCAUAUGUAUAUGAUGACAAAUAUGAAGAUGCAUAUAAAGAUAUGUUUGAAUGUGAUAAUGUAAAAAAUCGUUUAAAGGUAGGGAAGCAAAAAGGUAGAAAUGUAAUGCAUAAGAAGAGCAGUAGGAAUAUGACGUCAACCCUCCCUAGUAGAUUUUUAGAAAAAAAUCCUACCAUUAACUUUGGUAAACACGAGUAUAGCUACUAUUUAUCAGAUGCAGGUACUUAUGAUGGUGCAGGAACGAAAAAUAUAAAGAGAUUUUUAAAAAGUAAACAGAGUGAGGAUUACAAUGAGAUGGCAAUUUUGGGCUGUUCCAUGGAAAACGAAACCAAUAAAGAAAAAAAAAAGAAAAAAGAAAAAUUAAGCAAAGGAUUACAUAAAAAAUUGCGUAAUAAAUUGAGUAAUACAUUGAGUAAUGCAUUGAGUAAUAAACUGCGUCAUAAAUUGCGUAACAGAGAUGAUUUAAAAAAUAUAAGGAACGAAUUAUGUUCAUAUGAUAAUACAAUCUGUAGUGCACGCACGAGUAAUCGCAAUUCCGAUAGCCAUGUGUCCUCCUCAAGUGAUAAAUGUGAUAGUAAUAUUUCCCAUAAUGCAAUGAAUAAUCAUUAUAGGGACGAAGGGGAAGACAAGAAGAUGACAAAGUAUAAUAGGAUAUUCUCGUCUAGAGGAAGAGUAAGCAGUUGUGAGGAGCAAGCAGCAUCCACAUUCGUAAGAGAUGUAGUAGAAGGCAAGAAAAACAAAAGCGCACAUAAUUAUUUAAGGGACAAUAUAUAUGAACGUAAAAAUUUUUUACCAUAUAUGUGUAGUAAUAAGAGAAAUAAUGUAAUCCUUGAUGUAUCAAAUGAAUUAACGAAGAGUUCUCAGCUACAUUUUGUGCCUAAUGAAGAAAGUACCUUUUUUGAAAAUCAUAUCAUUCCUUCUUCUUUCGAUAAUGAAACACAUAAAAAAAAAAUAAAAUAUAUAAAUAGAGAAAGAAAAAAUAAAUACAUCCUUCCUUUAAAUAGUAUUAAUAAUAGGUAUAAUAAUAGUAACGACAACGUGGAAAGAAAUGGAACCAAGGGACAAGAUGAUAUCCCUGUUACUGUUAGCAAGAAACAAACAAGUAGUAGUCAAAAUUUAAAUUUAUCAAUAACCCCUAUAACAUGUAUGGAGAACCACAAUUCUUCUACAGAUACAAAGUGUUACGUAUGUUCUUAUCCCAUACAUAAGGAAGAGAAUAAAUUUAUUUUAAAAAGGGACAGUGAUAUAUAUAAAGAACCCCAAGGUUGUCAAGCGAGCAAUAUGAGAAGGGGGACCUUCAUUCCAUCAUCUGCAUGUAGACAAACAGCGGAAGGCGAUAGUCCCUUUCGCUCGAAUAGAACUAAAAUUGUGGAUCGUGAAUCGGCAUUUUGCAAUGAUGGCGGCGUUGAUGGUAUUAGCGGUAUUGGCAGUAUUGGCAAUAUUGAUCCUAGAAAUAGAAGAGAUGUAACACAAGCGGAGUGCAGAAGAUCUAAGCAUACGUGCAGUAGUUACAAUAGUAGAAGCAGUAGUAGUAGAGGUAGCAGUAAUAAUAGUAUGAGGGGAGAGGACAAAGGUGUAGAAUGGACUAACUAUUUAGCUUCUACUUUUUCUGAUACGUCCUACAGUUUUAGAGACAAUUUCACUUUUUCCACCUACAUGAACAAGGUCAGGAAAAAUAUAAAAAAUGAAAAAAAGGAUGUACAGAUAUAUAAUAAAGGAGAGAAUAUUAAAGGAAAUAACAGUAUGAAAGGAGAGAACAAGGAGGUAUACCACUGUGGUAGUAGUAUGAUUACUUAUAAAGAAUUUCUAGAUAUACUGGGAAAUUGUUGUUUCAAAGGAAUGAAGAAAGAUGAUAAUAUGGAUGUACAUAAAAUGGGGCACAUGAUGGACAAUAUGAAAGACGAAGAGAAGAAAAAAGUAAUUAUAAAAUGUAUAAAGGAGUUGUACCGCCAGUAUAAGAAGGGACCUUCAUUUCGUCCAUAUGGUGAGGAGGAUGAUAAGAGGUGCAAUGGUAAGAGAGGCGGUGAUAAGAGUGGAAAUGGUAAGAGAGGCGGUGAUAAGAGUGGAAAUGGUAAGAGAGGCGGUGAUAAGAGUGGAAAUGGUAAGAGAGGCGGUGAUAAGAGUGGAAAUAGUAAGAGAGGCGGUGAUAAGAGUGGAAAUGGUAAGAAUGGCAAUGGUAAAAAUGGCAAUGCUAAGAAUGACAAUGGUAAAAAUGGCAAUGCUAAGAAUGACAAUGGUAAGAUUGACAUUGAUAAGAAUAGCCAUGAUGAUGGCAAUCUAGCUAUCAAUCACACCCGUGAAGAACCUAAUGUUAAAAACUGCUUCCAUAAUUCUGAGGGUAACGGUGUUCCGAGUGUUGUCAUCUCUUAUAGCCCUCAAAAGGAUAUGCAUAACGAGAGACAUAUUAUACACACACGCGUAUACAGGGAAAAAGGAGACGAAAUAAGAAAUAAGGAGGAAAAGAAGGAAAAACAAAUGACGUAUAAAGAAGAUAUGUUUUGUAAUCAGAAGUCAAAUAGCAGUAGAACAAGAAGGGAAUAUUUCUUAAACAAUAAAAAUCGUUCCCUGAAAGAAAAUGAAUAUGAAAAUUUAAAGUCUAAAAAUAUAAGAAGCUUUACGAACAGUAGUACUGACUGUGAAGGAUCUGCGAUGAGGCACAUUAGACAGCAGGAGCAGGCAAGGGUGGAUGCUCAGGAUGAGCAGAAUGAACAGUAUAAGCAGGAUAAGGAUAAAAGUGAUAACAAUGAUGAAAAUGAUGAGAAUGCAGAGGGAAAAAAAAAACUAAAAAUAAAUAACACUGUUUUAAAAAAACUGUUAAAAAUAAAAGUAGAGGCGAUGAAAAAGGAGGAUAAUCAGAAGGUAGAAAUUAAAGAAGAGGAAGAAUUGGAAAGAGGGGGUAACAAAAAGGAAACAAAAAUAAUAGGACUGUGUCCAAUACAGAAUAAUAAGCAAUACCUCUUUAACGAAGUAGUGCUGUUAAAUGAAUAUGAAGGAAGCAGUUACAUAAAUAAGUGUUCAAUCAACUCCCUUAGUGAUAGACAAAAACAUGAACACAACAUGAAUGAAGAAGCGAUCAGUAAUAGAAGUCAAACAAAGCCUGUUUUUCACAAUUUGUACAAUGGCUAUGUGGAAUCUCACGCGCGGAACCGAGUUACGUCAGUCAGAAGUUCUCUUGGUAGGUCUAGUGAAGGAGUUCAAGUAAGAAAUUAUAAUAAUUACUUUGAUGGAUGUGAGGGGCGUAAUAGUGAGGGUACGCAUAGUAGUCCCUAUGUUGAUAACCAUUCUGAUAGUGAUGUUAAGCGAGGCGACAACACAAUUUAUAACAAGACAUUCUGGAAGAGAGGAGCCCAGGAAAGAAGUAGCAAUAAAAAUAAGUGCAUAGAUGGUAAUAGGGAAAAUAAUAGUAAUAGUUAUAACAAUAGAGAUGGAAAUAGAACUGGAAAUUGCAAUAAUGAUAAUGCGGCAUUGGCUGUGCAUAAGGAAAAUGCACAAAGAGAUAGAAGCCAAGUAGAAAUUUUAAAUUUUGAUGAAUCAUACUACUGCUAUUUGAAGAACGUAAAAAACGGGGAUGUAUACCCCAAUUCAGAAGAACCUAUAACUACAACAGAUAAGAGAAAAUUAAUGAAUGCAUAUCUGAAUGAUAAAAGGAAAAGGAAAAAUAGGGAAAAAUAUUUUUUAAAAUAUAACAUUGAAUUUUUUAAAAUAGCACAAUUUUUUUGCCAAGAUAACUGUUUAUAUAGUAACUACAUAAGACAUAUGGCGUAUAAUUUGAUGAAGUCGAAUGAUGAUACUGACAAGAUAGCUUUUUCGAUUGUUAAAUUGUUUCGUUCACAAAAAAGAAAUCUUGUUUAG